This is a messenger RNA of Cuscuta europaea, 1722 nucleotides long. The record is from the annotation of a GenBank genome assembly. Lineage: Eukaryota; Viridiplantae; Streptophyta; Magnoliopsida; Solanales; Convolvulaceae.
AUCGUAUAUGUUACUAAAGAUAUAAUACACAUACACAUGUUAUUGAGUGAUAUCAAAUAUAAUGUACAUAUUGAUAGGUAACAGAAACACCAAAUAAGCUUUUCAUUAAUAAUGUAACAUGAAAAACGUCGCUUCUGAGACAUAUUUAGGACGUGCGGAAUGCACACACGUGGAGGAUGCUGCUCAUCAUCAUCGCGGUCAUCCACGCAUCCCCCUUAGAGAAGUAUUGUUGAUACUUUAGAUCAGUGGCGUACGUCUCUGCACCAAGUCUCUCACGUCGUUUGUCGUUUGUGGUUGCUUCAUUUCCUAAGAGACGCUCGUCGACCGUCGUCAGGCUGGCAGAAAAUCAGUUGGUUGGCCACCUGUGUCCCCCUUAGACCCGGCGGUGACGUUUAUAAGUACUCCUGGCCGGCUUUGAGAAGGUAGUCAUGCUUUCCCAUUUGUGCCAUUACUCUGCUGAUUUAGUUUCUCUCUCUAUCCAUUCCCAGUUAGUCAUCCAGCCCGACUUUCACUACUUCAUCAUGUCUAGUAACCCCCGGUUAGUUAUUCGGCCCUUGCCAAACCUUCUACGCUAGAGCUCGCCCGUAAUACACGAAGCAGCUCAUCUUCCAUCCCUGCGCGUUUGGAGGAUCCUGUGGAUGAUGGUUUCCUCUCCGAAGAUGACUUGAGAUUCUAUGAGCGAUGGAUGCUUGAUCGGCCCUCCCGAUAUUCUCUUAAUUUUGAAAAUGUUCGUCGUCAACGUUAGUGUCUGCUUCCUCGCGACAUUAGGGCGAUCGGCCUACUGUUCCCUCCCUGUGGGGUUGGGAUGCUCGGGUCAUUCGACAUCUUAUGCGCCAUCUGCUCGGCCGUGCAUAUGGAGGGUUUUAUUCUCCUACAACGGUCCCAAUCCAGACGUCUGGGAAGAGAGAUUCUUCUUCGCCGAAAUGGGCUCCCCGUUACCAUUCUCUGACUGGUGGAAUUCUUACCCGGUCAAACUUGAGUAACGCCGAGCUGGAGAUCGCCGGUCGCAUUGCUGGAUUGGGGACGCAAAAUCUGAGACUGCUUGUGGUGGAUACCCACAUGUUGCAAGUCGAUCGGGUUAGGUGUUUAUACCAACCUUCCAUUCAUGGGUCGCAGCAACAUUCACCGAGCCCCCGGUCAUCUUGACAAAGGGAAGGAAAAGUCCAUUGACAAAGAGGGUCGUCUUGCCUCCCGCUCCUGAGCCUAAUGGGAUACUGAGGCCGAGCGUUCGCCGAAAAGGCCAUGCCUUGAGGGCGCCUCUAAAUCCAGCAUUGUGGUGGACGAAUCAGACAAGGAGGCAGCCAUCCCCUCUGGUCAGGACGCAGGUCUUCGUCCAUCCUCCACAGAGCUCAACAAUAUCACUUUAGGCCUUAUUAAAUUUUCCGGGGUCGGGCCUUGCACCGAGUCUAGGAUGCUGUUCGGCCAGACGGACUCUUCCAUUUGGUGCAGCCUUGGCCGGAAGGUGCCUUUUGACUUUGAGGCGUACGAGGAGCCCGAGGAUCUUCUCAAGGGUGACCUUAGUUAUCUGAACAAGGCCGCCAUUUAUUUUAGGGAAAAGGGUCAAAUAGGUCCUCGAACUUACAUAAAAAGGUCAAAUAAGCCCUUAUUUGAGACUCUGUCCGGACGUCGUUAUUUGGGGCAGUUCCCUGUGGAAUUUUUUAGGAGAUUUUUUGAGCAUCUUAUUCAUUUAGUCUAGUUUAAUCAUGCCAAAUUUCAGCUAAC